UGCCUAGCAGCAAUGGAGAUUCUCAUGUCCUUGGUGGUCAAUGCAACACCUGAAGACAUAAACAGUACUUCCAACCCCCAGUGGGGGGUGCCCUACCUGAAGAAACUAGCCCACCUGGACGAGGGCCUGUACCAGGAGUUCUACGGCCUGUGGGUGACACUGAUGGUGGUCAACACCCUGAUGUUCGUGGUGGGUGUGGUCCUUAACAGCCUGGCCCUCUACAUCUUCUGCCUGCCCUCCCAGAUUUCCUCCGCCCCUGUGGUCUAUACCAUCAACCUGGCGGUGGCUGACCUGUUGGUGGCGCUCUCGCUCCCUGCCCGUAUUGCCCUCUACCACAGCGGUGGAGGGUGUCUGGCCUGCUCCUACGUUCACACGUUCAGCUACUUCGUCAACAUGUACUGCAGCAUCCUCUUCCUCACCAGUAUCUGCGUGGACCGCUACAUAGCCGUGGUGUGGGCCGGGGCCGGGCGCCGCUGGAGGAGCCCUGGGGUCGCUAAGGGAGUCAGUGUGGGGAUCUGGCUCCUCGCCGUGGUGGUCACCUACUCCUUCCAGACCACGGAGCUGGAGAUCAAGGCCACGUCAUGCUGCCGACUCACCGCCCUCUUUGCCCUGUCCUUCCUGGAGUUCCUGCUCCCCCUGGUGGUCAUCGUGACAUUCACACUCAGGGUGGCAUGCGCCCUGACCGACCCCAAGCUGAUGCCUCAGAGCCAGGGCCGGAGAGCCAGAGCAGUCAGGCUCCUGGUGGCUGUCUUGGUUGUCUUCUCCAUCUGCUUCAUGCCCUUCCACGUGCGCCAGGCGUUGGUGUAUUUCCGGAUGGGGGGUGACAGAGCACAGCAGGUGUUGGCGUACCAUGCCACUGUGACCCUCAGCAGCCUCAACAGCUGCCUGGACCCAGUGGUCUAUUGCUUGGUGACGGACAGCUUCCGCUCGGCCAUGCGCCGGGCCUGCAGGAAGAGGCCAGGGGCAGGGGCAGGGAGGGAGAUGUCUGCAUAG
Messenger RNA from Oncorhynchus kisutch (coho salmon), 993 nucleotides. Its product is annotated as G-protein coupled receptor 20. Gene Ontology annotation, biological process: positive regulation of Rho protein signal transduction; phospholipase C-activating G protein-coupled receptor signaling pathway. The transcript is spliced from 2 exons. NCBI's taxonomy places the organism in Eukaryota, Metazoa, Chordata, Actinopteri, Salmoniformes, Salmonidae. The coding region runs from base 13 to 993 and encodes 326 amino acids. The record is from RefSeq and is a predicted model, not a curated record. Gene Ontology annotation, cellular component: plasma membrane. Gene Ontology annotation, molecular function: G protein-coupled receptor activity.